Messenger RNA from Amyelois transitella, 2426 nucleotides. RefSeq names its product F-box/LRR-repeat protein 14. Lineage: Eukaryota; Metazoa; Arthropoda; Insecta; Lepidoptera; Pyralidae. Gene Ontology annotation, biological process: SCF-dependent proteasomal ubiquitin-dependent protein catabolic process. Gene Ontology annotation, cellular component: SCF ubiquitin ligase complex. Bases 148 to 2148 code for a protein of 666 amino acids. Gene Ontology annotation, molecular function: protein binding. The transcript has 3 exons. The record is from RefSeq and is a predicted model, not a curated record.
UCUUUCAUUUUCUCAUUCAUUCACACACAUCACAACCCAGGAAAAAGUAAAACAACUUUUCAUUUCAUUGCACGCCCAUUCUAAAUAAAUUCCAGAUUACUGCUAUAAAUUCAUUAUGCUGUUGUGGACAAAAUAAACAUAUCUAAAAUGGAUCUCCCUUACGAGAUUUUAGUUUACCUUUUUAAUUAUCUACCAAAAUCUGAUAGAAAAGCUGCUAGUGAAACAUGUAGAUCGUGGUACCAUGCUGCAAAUGAUUAUUGCUUUUUGAAAAACAAAGUUGUAAUAUUUUAUAAAUCUAUUUUGAAUGAAGAAAUAUCUUCCCCCAUUCAAAUUUUUGAGAAAUCUUGUAUUAUUUAUCGAAACUAUGUGUUCAGUGAAGUAGAGAUAUCAAAUAAACUUAAUGAUUUCUGGGAUAGCAUGGGUGACAACAUAGCAUCACUCACUCUUAGAAAUUGUGAUGUCUGUGAGAAAGUUUUUGUUUACAUGAUGAAAAAAUGUCCAAGCCUAGAAGAACUAAACAUAGAGAGUUGUAGAGAAUUAUUUAUGUCAGGGCGAUUACUGGAAGGAAAAUCAGAAGGCCUGUUGGACAACAACUUGGAUAAAUUGAAAUACUUAAGUUUAGCAGGGAAUCAUUACCUCACGGAUGCACUAUUUAGCAGAUUUGCAGAAGCUUCACCAGCUAUAGAAUCACUGAAUCUUUCAUCAUGUUCUUUACAAUUUCAUUUUGGAAUAGUAAAAAAGUUUUAUCCACCAAAUACUGAUAUUUUGCGAAAUCCAUCUGAAAGUGUUCUGACAUUCUAUUUUAUUUUGCAAUUUAUAAGAAGACGUGCUGAAAACAUGAAGAGGCUAUUAUUUUCAAAGACUUUAAUUGAUGGCACAUCAUUAAAAUCUCUUUCUGAAAUUCAAAACCUUAAAUUAGAGUCCUUAGAAGUACAUUCUUGUGAUCAACUUACUAACCAAGGCAUACUUGCUUUGACCACUCAUCAAACAUCUUUAAAAGAGCUUGAUAUUGGCCUAUGUACUAGAGUUACAGAUCUAUCUUUAGUAUAUAUUUGUAAAAACCUAGUCAACCUAGAAUCACUUAGUAUUCAGAGAUGUCGGGCAGUAACUGACCUGGGUGUAGCAGAGUUGGCAAAACUAAAAAAAUUGAAAUCACUUAAUAUCUCCCAGUGUGAACUGAUAACAAAAGAUGGGUUGAAAAAAGGCCUUUGUCUAGAAGUUAAUACAACUAUUGAAGAAUUGAAUAUACAUUCACUGAAUUUGGAUGAGGCAGGGCUAAUCAUGAUUUCAGAAAAUAUGCCAAAUCUCCAAUCCCUUGAUAUUAGCUACUGCUUUAAUGCUGUGACUGAUGUAUCAAUUCAAGUUAUAUUUAAAAACCAAGUCAACCUUCAUACACUUAAAAUGAGUCAUUGUGACAAGGUGUCAGAUGCUGGAUUAACAGGAAUGGGAAAAGUUGAACCAGAUAGUGGUGAUGAGGGUCCCAUUAUGUCCAAUGUUGAAGAUUCAUCAGACAGUCACAGAAUUCAUCUUGGAUCUAGAGCUGAAGAAGAAAUUGUUCGUGAUGCCAAAAGGAAACGCAAUGUAAUGCUAAUGUGUGAAAAAUUAACAAUGGACUCAUUUAGUGGCUUCUCUUUAGCACGUUUACAAAUUCUCAGAGAGUUAGACAUAAGUGGAUGUAACAGAAUAACUGAUGUUAGCUUGACUUAUGCAUUUAAUUUCAAAGAACUGGUUGUCCUCAAUUUGAGUAGAUGCCAACAGAUUACCCAUGAAGGAAUAGGACAUCUAGUCAGAACAUGCCCCAGUAUUGAAUACUUCAAUCUAAAUGAAUGCUACAAUUUAAAUGAUAAUGCAGUUGCUGAAAUAGCAAAAGGAUUAAAAAGACUCAAAGAACUUGAAUUACGGGGAUGUAAUCAACUGACAGAUAAAACAUUGGAAGUAGUAAGGUCCCAUUCUGAAAAACUGAAGUUCAUUGAUGUUCAAGGCUGUCGACACAUUUCACCAGAACUGGCUUGUACAAUAGGAACUUUACCAAAUUUGCAUACAGUCCUCAUAUCGAAGCCUGGACCUUACAUAAUGGAAGGUGUAAAAAACAGAUCGCCUCCCCCAACCUUCUUACCUGCUUUAAUGCGAAAACUUCGACUUCAUUGAACAAUUAUAUUAUGCAUAUGUGAAAUUUUAUUAACUUUUAUUAAGUAUAUGAUUUAUAUCGAAAUUCUGCAUUUGUUGAUUAGAAAAAAUUAACAUUAGCUUUAAUUUUUUUUACCUAUAUUAACAAUGGUUUAACCAUAACACAAGGUGUAAGAAUUUUUAUUCAGUGCACUGUUUCAUUUGCUUGUUCCUUAGAAGGAAGCUGUAGUGGCCUGUGAUAACAUUUGUAUCUAAUACAAUGUGAUAGUACAAAUUGUGCAAUAAAAAUAUUAAUAGAU